Messenger RNA from Paramuricea clavata, 657 nucleotides. The record is from the annotation of a GenBank genome assembly. Lineage: Eukaryota; Metazoa; Cnidaria; Anthozoa; Malacalcyonacea; Plexauridae.
AUGUGGCCAUCUGAACCAGGAACAACCGAAAUCGAGGAGAACGAGGCCAACGGUGAAAUGAUGAAACCAAAGACACCGCCUUCGAUUACGAGAUCAUUGAACAGUAUAUCGAAAACGGUUUUGCCACCGAAUGUUGAAGCGACCAUUGACUGUAAACGCUACAGCAGCCGUACGAGGUUGUUACGAGUUACAGCGUGGGUAAAGCGAUUCAUCAACAACGCGAGAAGGCGUCGUUCAGCAUCAGAUCUACUCACCGCCGACGAAUUGAAAACAGCAGAAAAACUCUGGAUAAAAUCGAUCCAAGCGAGCAGUUACAAGGACGAAGAGCAAUAUCUGUCUCAGGUCAACAAAAAAGAGCCUCUAUUAGUCAAGCAGUUGGGGUUGUUUCAAGAUCAAGAAAACAUUAUUCGUUGCCAUGGUCGAAUUGGUAAAUCGUCAUUGUCGUUGUCAGAGAAACAGCCGAUACUCCUUCCUCCGAAACACCAUUUUACCGACCUGAUUAUCCUGGAUCAUCACGAGACUGUUCAUCAUAACGGAAUCAAGGAAACCUUGAACAGCAUCAGAGAGAAAUAUUGGAUUGUAAGGGGACGGGAAGCAGUGAAACGUAUAGUAAGACGAUGCGUGCUCUGCAAAAAAGUUGGAAGGGAUGUCAUUUAA